Pieris macdunnoughi is the source of this 1272-nucleotide messenger RNA. NCBI's taxonomy places the organism in Eukaryota, Metazoa, Arthropoda, Insecta, Lepidoptera, Pieridae. The record is from the annotation of a GenBank genome assembly.
AUGAGGGUUUUUAUAUUAGUAGCGUUAUGCGCUGUUGCUUAUGGACAGAUGCUUUCUGACGAUUCGCUGAACACCCAAGAAGAUGAAUUUGCAAUAGAAGAAACAGGUGGCAUUGAAGAAAACGGUUUCAGUUUACGAGAACAAAGCGACGUAGGAGUUGCGAGUCAAGAUAAUGCUGCUGCUUUACAAGAAACAAGUGAUACUGGAAGUGCAAGUCAGGACAAUGUUGCAAAUAUAGAAGAGUCUGUUGAUGCCAAUAGUCAAAGUGUCAACUUAAAAGAGACCAGUGACUUAAGUGAUGGUGGAAACGAAGCUAGUCUUACCGAAACGGGUGAUGUUGAUAAUGCUAGCGAAUUGAGUGAUGAUGGUGACAUCAGUAAAGUAAUCGAAGGUGGCGAUGUCGGCGGCGAGUCAUCAAAAUAUCAAGCACAGGACCAGUAUGAGGCUCAAUCAGCUCCACGUGCUUUAAGCAGUAAAACAUGUAUUGAGAAGAACGAGCGUUAUUCAAUUCCUGGAAGCUGCGACAGAUAUAUUGAGUGUUUGAACGGCACAGCAGAAGAAAAGUUGUGUCCUGAUGGUCUCCGAUACAAUCCCAAUGUAAAGUUCAACGUCUACCCAUGUCAAUAUCCCAACGACGUGCCAUGUCUUGCCAGAUCUUCUUUACAAACACCUCAGGCUACCGCCGACUGCCCUCAUCAGUUCGGGUACUUCAGAAGCGGUGAUUCUAAGAACUGCGGUACUUUCAAGAACUGUGUAAAUGGAGUUGGCUAUGACUUCAACUGUCCAGAGGGUUUGGCGUUCAGCUCUGAAACCUACCGAUGUGAUUGGCCUGACCUAGUCCCUGAAUGUGAUGUUGAAGCUUUCCUCGGUUUCCGUUGUCCGGAAGUGAGAGUUUCAGAAGAGCUUGGUCCUCCAGCUGGUUUCAGGUUUUACAGAUCUGCAGAGGAUUGUCAAAAAUACUUUAUAUGUAUCGAUGGCAAACCUAGGCGUUUAUCAUGUGGAGGAUACAACGCUUUCGACGAACUCACCGAAAGCUGUGUCGCUGCCGACGAGAUUUCCGCUUGUCCUUCAGAACUAAGAACACAAGCCGAACGUUCCAGAAAAGCUGAGUCCCAAAGACUUACCGCUGAGAAUGCUAUAAGUGGCUUCCGGAAGGCUCUAGAAGAAGUCACUACGUUCGCUCCGUACGAUGAUAUUCGCAGUGAGAAUUUACGAGGAGAAGAUGAACAGAUCAUAGACAAUAAUGCAGAAGAAGAGCAACCGGAAAUAUAA